Molecule: messenger RNA, 9937 nt
Organism: Porites lobata
Lineage: Eukaryota; Metazoa; Cnidaria; Anthozoa; Scleractinia; Poritidae
Source: the annotation of a GenBank genome assembly
CGGCGGAAGCGCUGCAGAGAAGGGAAUCUGUCUAAUUUCUUGAGGAAUUUUCAAACUUCUAGCUGUUUUUAUCAGUCUUGCAGUCAUGGGCUGAUUCAAUCCUCUUACCAAGCGUUUCAUUAUGCCGAGCUGUGACAAGAUCGAAGCAAAGGUGGCCUCCACGUGGCUUCAGUUUCGUUGCAGGAUUCCCGAAGUUUAGGUAAGCUUAAUAAGCUUAAUCUAACUUUCUCCCUUUGAAUUCACAAGGCCUAUCCGUUGUUUUUACGUUCGAAAAGAAAACUGCAUCUUAUCAGUUUUCUACUGGGCCCUAAGGCAUUUGCAGACAAUGAUCUUUCUACAGUCGAGUGCACUCAGACAGGUCGCGUGACUUUGAAGAAUUGAAAUGCGUCUUGCAUUGUAAAUUACAUCAGAACCAGCCACACGUUAAUAAUACAGCUUCUAAGUUUUCCGACACCUUAUUUACUAGAAGUUUCCAAUGGAAAGUGAAGUACUGCGAGUAAAGCAUGGCAUUCCAAAUAGUUUGAAUUAGUUGCAGUUUAUUUCAAUGGUUGAUAUUUGACAACACAACACGAGACGAAUUGAGGGCGAUCGAUAAAAACUGAACUUUGAACCAAAAUAUAAUGUAGAUUUAAGUGUUUGUAUCAAGCUACAUUGUAUAAAAGUCCGUAAGAAUAAAUCAGCAUAUUAUGUGUCUGAAACCUGUCCACGAUAAGGUUUAGAGCACGCGAGCGAUGCGUGGAGUGAGUGUGAGUGAAUUUCCAAUCGAGUCCAAUAUUAAACUGGUUCAUAACGCGUACUCUUCGAGAGCGUAUCAAAUCAUUUUCAAUCUUUGGUUCCGUCGUGUAUGAAACUUUUUACUACUAAGAAAGAACAAUUACCUUGUCACAAUUUCCAGAAAAGCUCUUAAUAACUAAAACAAUUUAUCAAUUAAGUAAAUACAGCAAAGCCUGGCUGAAUACAAAUUUAGCCAAAACACCGACUUUAUUUACUGUAGAGUUCCAGGAAUUGCUUCAAAUAUUCUGAGAAACGUAUUGCUUGAAUUCCCGGGAAUUUUUUACCUUCACUUGUAUUCAUACUCUUCGCUUGCAAAAACAUGGCUUUCUAUACGAAACAGGACUUCUCCUGGGCUUUAAGUUUUCCAUAUCCCAUGUAACCGAUGGGCGAGUGUUCCUUGGGUUAAUUUCUUUCUGACUCAAUUGACUGGGAACAAAGGGUGUUACGAAAACUAAGACCCUCGAAAACUAAGACCUAAGACCCAAGACCCGUCUUAGUUUUCGAGAUUACGAAAACUAAGACCCCAUAAAAUCGAAUCUGUCGAAAUAUUAAGUCAAAUUGUAACUGAAAUAGGUCUAAUCUGUCAAAUUAGCUUCUGUCUGAUUCUUUCCACUGAGUUUUAGGUCAAUUUUAACAGUAAAUUUAGGGGUCUUAGUUUUCGUAAUUUCGAAAACAAAGACCCCUCUCUCUUAGCAGCAGUAUAGGUGUUCGAUACACGAAAUGUUAACUGAGAAAUUGCAGAACUGUAAUGGUUUGUUUACAACACAUCACUAUCCCCCUUUUCUAAAAUUCUGACAGAGACAAAGAAUUUUCCUUUAAUUUCCGACAGUAGCGUGAAGCAUUUAUAAACACUGACGUUUUAAAAUUCAGACAAGCGACAUGGGACCCCCUCAGGCAGCGCCUCAUACUUGAAAUCGAAGCAAGUACAACUGAUCGAUGUAUGGCUCAUUCGCUACAAUCACUGUAAGCUUAUAAAAAUGACUUUCUUUGUACCCAUUACUAAGAACGGUAUGUUUAAACUUACAAAAUGUGGACUUCCUCCUAAAGGUUUCUGUAUUCUACACAGUGUAACACGGAUUAUGGUUAAAACAUAUAAUUGCAGCUGUAACAGGAAGAUGACUAUCUUUGGUGAUGCAGCAACGUAAUAUAAAUAAAGAUUUCAGAGUUUUAUUUGGAGAUAUUUUUAUUGUGCCUUUCUUGGGUCCAGCCUUGAGAUAUUUGACAGUGCAAUGUGCAGCCCGGGGUGGGGAAAUUUGGUUGCAUUUGACUGGAAUGAUUUGCCCGUGGGCAGGGAAUUUGACUGCAAAUUUUAGAAAAAUGUCAAAUCCCCACCCCAUGACCUGCCUCCCCCACCCCCACCGGUUUUACAUUGAUAGGUGUAUAAGUGAGUCUAGUCUAGCACAUCAGUUUCUCAGGGGUCAACUAUCUCGACUGUCUCACACGCCACGGCGGUAAGAGGCAAACUUACCAAAUUUUCUCUUCUAACUUUACAAGGCGUUUUUCAAUUCUCGAAACCCGACAUCUAAACUUAUUCUUCUUGCGAUACAUGUUCGCCUCCUUCGCCCUCUUCAUAAAAAAUUGCCACACAGUCAAUGAUGACCACGCCAUCUUCAACCUCAGCAACCUCAGUCAUUGUGAGAAAACGUGUAAGACCUUGAACACAAAUCGAAAAGCGUGGUAAGGUAACUUGAGAAAACUCAUUGUCAUUGGAUGCAACAACAAUCACAUUGUAUAUUAUCGAUCCUCGACCAUUAACUGACACAAAAUGACGCACAAAUGGUGUAAUCAUUUACCGUUAUGUCUCAAGACUUCUAAAUAUUAACUUUUAUUGACCUUUAUGUCCUACUGUGUUUUGUUUUGUGUAUCGUAUUGAAAGGAAAGUGCCAAUAAACGGUACCGUAAUACCAUGAACAAUCUUAUUUCACCGAAUACCAUCAGCCAAAAUGAUGAAAAUCCCAUGCCGCAGAGCUAGAUGAUACCACAAUACCGCAUGUUAAAAUUAAAAUUCCCAAAAUACCGCUUGAAAAAAAGCCCAAUACCGCAAUACCAUAAACCCCCAUGUCCCCUUCAUACAUGUAUGAACGAGUACAAGUUAGUCUAACAGGCCUGAAAGAAUGGCCAAAAAAUAAACAUGAUUGUAAUGUUUUUCCAGUACCUAGCCUUUCUCUUGGUUUUCAUAUAAACAGCCUAGUUAAUGAGGCUAAUGGAUAUAACUGAGAGCAUGUGUUGAAAACACUGUGAGCUUUCAUAUCUUUCACUUCUAAAAUGGCCAGGAAAUAUGACCCAGUCUCUGAUGCAGCCACCUCAUAAACUGCCUAAUCACCCCUAGAAAUGUUACUGAAAAAUGCUGAGUGUGAUAAUGUACAGUGUAACGGAAUCUGCAGUUGGUGUGAAGUAAAAGAAUAUGACAUUUCAUCACAGACACAUGCUUAAGUGAACCCAUUCACUUGUGGAAAUCUUGAAGGAACGUGAAUCCAUAAUGUGUGGUUAUGGAUGCAUAAGAUGUGAAUGGUUUUUCUACCACCCAAAAAAAUUAAUUCCAUUAGCCCACUGGAGGCCUGUCAGUGGGUUUCACUAUUAUAGACUAAACUGCAGAAUCAUGGGCUCAUUAAUUAGAAUACAACUAAUAAAUUACUAAUUUCCUCUUAUAAGCGCCGGGCUCUUGUUACAAAUUUUGGCUAAAAGAAGACAGGGGCAGUUAUAAUGGGAGAAGGUUGCUGGUUAAGUUUUCUUUUCAAUGAAUUGUAGCUUUGUUUUGGCUAAAUUUUUAAUAGAAAAGCAAAUGAUGUAAAUGUUAAGCCAACAUUAUUACCUUUCAUCAUCUGUUAAAAGAGUGGUUGGUAAUUAAGUGUAUCAUAGCCCCAUUACACACUUAACAUGUGUGCAUGUAUUGGUUUGCUUAUUUUUUUUUUAUCUCAUUAUUGUUUCUCUCAUCAAUUAAGUAGAAAUAGAAAAAUAGAAUAGGGAUUUUUUUGGGUAGAAGAAGUUGAUGAGCAUUUUUUCUGGGGUGGCUUGAUUUAAGUAGUGAUUUUUUGGGGUAGAACAACAAUCUGAAGGUUCAGAUGGUAUGAUGAAUAAACAAACACAAACAUUCAAUUUCUGUUUCGUGUUAUAUCAUUUAAAGCCUUCUGCAAAUUUUUAAGGCUUAGAAAUUCCACAUGGGAUUUUUGGGGGGUUAAUUUUUGGUCCAGGGAUUUUUUGGGGGAUUUUGUUGGAAGCCCUAGGGAUUUCUUUGGGUUUUGAUCCCCAUCACUUGAAAUCCAGAGUAUCUCCAGCCCUGGGGGAAGGGGGAGCUUAUUCACAAGAGGCGCUUGUUUGAUAUGACAUACAUGUAUGGCCUAUGAGGUGGGCACCUUUUUGAGGGAGGUGGGUUAUUAGAGCGUGAGUUUAUUCCAGGAAAUAGAGUAAUUGCCUAAAAUGUGGCAAUGUGAAUAUCAAAGUCCUGUACAUGAUACAAGUGUGAAGCUACAAACCAUCAUGGAAUUGAAACAACUCAAGGAAGGUGUUACAAAUACAAAUGGAAAAAGGAUUUUAUUUUCCCUUUUUGAAAUCCUGGAGUCACAUUUGCAAAGCCUACCAGUCAAAUGCCCUGCUACAGUAAAUGUAUGUCUUAGCUGAUCAUGAGUGUGGGGUGGGGGGAGGUUUAUUGACUGGGGAGUGACAGUAGCAUCAGACAGGACGUGCAGCAGCAUCGGUUCAAAAGUAAAAAUAAAUUAUAUGUAACUAUGCGAACUGCUCUUUGUCUUGACUUGUUGGUCUUGAUUUUAUUAUGAAGGUUACUGCCACCAAUCAGUUCAAAUUUCAUGAUGUGUGGGUUUCAGAGGUCAAGGAUCCAUGUACCAAGCUUUGGUAAGUUAUUUUGCAUUAUUUAAUAAUUUUGUCACAAAAUCAGAAUUUUAUGACUGCAGAAAAAAUGUUUAGUGUUAUGGUAUGAAAAUUUCCUGGGGUGACAGGGCUGGGGUUGGGGGAAGGGAAGGGAAGUUUGGGUAGGGGUUCAAUGCCAAGGUCCUCAGACCUUCAUCCUAUUUAAACAAAAAACCAUUCCCUUCACCACCCUGUUUUCUUGGCCCGAUCCAUUUCCUUGAACUGGCAUCAUGGGAUUAAAUUUUUUUUAAAAAAAAUAAUGGUAUCACACUUGUAGACUGUGCAUCGCCAAAUAUUCACACCCUGUUAAUAGUGAAUUUUUAUAACUUGUUUAAGACUUAAGACCCCCCAACCCUAAAUGAGGGAUGUCUACACUUCCCACUGUGGGAAGUACAUGUAUUCCUUAGUAGCCUCCAGACAGUGGAGUCCCAGACUCCCCUUCUUCUAUCAGCAUACCCCUGGGAUAAAUACACAUUCAAAAAAGCAUUAAUGCAAAUAAAGUUGGGAUAGAAAGAGGUUAUUAUUUUGAAAAAUACACCAGUGAAAAGAAUUAGAUUGUUUAUAAUUAUGUAUUUUUAAUGCAAAGUUACCCUGAAAGUCCCAGCCCAUUUAGCACUACUUAAUUCAUAUCUUACCUUGUGGCUUUUUAUUCUGGUGGGUUUUGAUAUUUUUGUGGUUUCCAUCAAGAUCCACAUACAACUGUAAGAAGUAAACCUGACCACCUCCCACUCCCCCCUCAAGUAAACACAUUGCUGCAAAAGCUAUGACCUCCAUAACUGUAAUAACUUAGAAAGAUAAUACAGUAUUUAUUUUGUUGUAUGUGACAUCUGUUCUCUGGUUAAACCUGGCCCCAGUUGUUCAAAAGGUGGAUAACGCUAUCAGGGUUGUCAAAAGUAGCCGGCUGCCGGCGAAAAUCGCCACCUGCUUUGUUAGUAUCGGCCGGCUACUCUGCUUGGCAUUUCAUUACAGAUGGCAUUUUUUAAAUAAAAUAUCCCUAGAUUGCCGCUUACUUUGACAACUCAGCCGUCUACUUCAAAACUUUCUGACAACCCUGCGCUAUCCACUGGAUAAAUCUCAAUCCGCUGGAUAGAGAUUCAUCUAUAGCACUAUCAAGCGUUUGAACAACUGGGGCCAGGACUAUAAUAUUGUUUUAAACCUUGUUUGGUUCAGAAUUUCCAAUCUUUCUUAGCCCGUAUUAAUCAUACAGAUGUACAGUGUGUAGGUGACAAUGAAAUUCAGGUUUACCCUGAGAACAGAUUUUACUCACAACAUUUUCAACUGUUGGUUUACCUGUAUUUUGACUCAAACAAAAAUAUAAUGUUAACAUUCCGAAGGAGAAAAACCAGACUGGACCAAUCCCAAAAAUCAGUUGUUACAAAUUACAAAAAAUCACCAAUCCAUGAAUUAUAUAAAUUAAACUUCCAGAAAAAGAAAAUGUCAAAUGGUACAUGUACUUGAGAACAUUGCACCUUUAUUUAGUAUGCAUACUUUCUUUCUCUGUUCCUGUUGUAGUGUUCAUGUCUGCGGUGUUAAAGGAUUUUUAGGAUUCCUGUGAUAUCCAGGCUGAUGGAGGUAAGUGUUGGUCAAGUGAAGGUCAAUAUUAUUUUUCUUGGUAUCUUGCAAGUUGUCAGGUUUGAGGUGUGAGAAGUUCUAGUAAUGGUUCUGAAUGUUGGUGUAGGGAUGUUAGUCAUGUCAGACUCUGGAUCAGGGGAGGUCUGAUUUGAGCCCCCUCUGCUCCAUCUGUUGAGCACUAUCCAUAAGGGAAGAAACUUUUCUGGGGUGGGUGGGUGGGGGAGGGGGGGUUGAAAGGAAGUUUGGUUUGGUCUGUGCUGAUAACACCCUUCAAUUCUGACCCUGUUUAAGGCAAAAUGCGUUCAUAUUGCAACCCUGUUUAAGACACUAAAUAGUGAAAUUGAAUAGUGUUUUAAGAUUGAAGAUCCCAUAAACCUCUACCAUGCAGAACAGCACAUACUGAGCAAGCCAAACAUGGAAGUCCCUCCCCCUGCCGAGUACAUGUGUCAAUCGGUAAACUCCCAAGGGACCAGUUUCCAUAUAUAAUAUGGAGGCAAAGAAACAAUGCAUUUGCUAAUGAUGACAUAUUGUCAAGACAUCAUGGCUAAUUUCGGUUGCAUGCAUGAUAGAUCUACUGUUUACCCAUUUUUCAGGACAAUUUUUCAAAAGGUGCACAAACGUACUUGUCAACCGUUUCAACUUCUUGUGCUGAAGAUCAAUUUCACUACAAUAUUGUUCAAAAGCAAUAUUACUAAAUUCUCAGUGAUUCUAAUAGUGCUUAAUUAAACAUUCCUUUUGUAUGUUACUGCAAGCACAAAUUUUAAGACAGAUAAUACAACUAUAAAGUAUUGUGAGUAUUUUUUUCUGUCUUUUUGCAUUUCCUCCUUUUAUUGAACAGGAAUGAUCUGUAACAUGUAAACGAUGAAACGUGAUCUAUGACAUCAAAAAAUUAUUUCGAAGAAAACAACUGACUGGUGUCAUGAUCUCAAAAGAUGUGUGUGUUAUCAGGAAUUACAGAAAUAUACAUUGUUUUUUUGGGUUUACCUAUGUGUAAGAACCUGUGAACUUUUUCUUUGUUUUGCACCUUUUGUUUUUCUAGGUUCUAUUGUGUUUACUUCUUUGUUUUCUUUGUUUUUUGUCACUUGUGAGUUUAAUAGGUUCUUACACCAAUGCAAGGUUGAGCCGUUUUUUCAAAAAUAUAAUAAUAUAAUACGUGGACAUGAGCAAAAAAAAAUGGUAAAGAAAAAUUUUGGAUAGUAUUUCUUUAUGAGCUUUUAAUUCUAAAUAUCUGGUAAAAAGGUAACAUUAUCCAACUUAUUAAAAAUCUAAUAUAGAUUUUACUAACAACAUAAUUUUUUCCAAGUUUUGUGGCUCACAGCCACUUUGAUCUCAGUCAAGGAACUAUUUCUCACUUUACCUCUCUUCUCACAGGUCUUUAAUUUUGUAUUUUUUUUUAACUGGCUACAUACCAUUAGGAGCAAUGCUGUGGUGGACCUCCAGGGAGGGGUGGGGGAAGCUGGGCUGGGAAUAGUUCUUGGCAAUUCAUGGUACUCAAACCAAGAUAAGCUCUUGCUGUGUGGGCUUCAAUGGCUUGUUUCAACCCUUUAAGCACCAGUAUCCACAUACAAAUUCUCCACACUGAUCUCAAUGCAUUUCUUAACCCUUUAAGCCCUAAGAGUGAUCAGCAUCAAAUUUCUCCUUGUAGUAUCACUUCUUUAUAAAACACAGUGGUCAUGAGAAUUGAGGACCUGAUCACACAAGAUGAAUCUAAUUGAUACUUCAACAAAUUCUCCCCACUACUUCUAUUGAAAAAAAAUAGGGACAACAAAUGAGAAUUUUAAUUUUGAUAUUAGGGUUUAAAGGGUUAAAAGAAUUGCAUGCAGUUAGGAGAAUUUGAUUAAUGAUCAAAGCAUUUUCCCUGAGUGAUCAUUUUAUUCAUUUCAUAUCACUACAUAGGCAGUUUACAUACAUGUAGUCCACACCUCUUAGUAUGAAUAAAUCAUACUAGGCCAGUCCACGUGAAGUGUUACAUUACAUAAUUAAUUGACUUAACACAGUCUAUCAUUUAAGAAUAAAGGGGGAGGGGAGGGGAGGCUUAAAAGAGAGCGGGGGCUUAAUAACUUUCUUCCCUUGAAAAGGGGGGGGGACUUAUUUGGUAGGGGGCGGGGGGUUAAUAGAGGAUUUAAUUAUGGUAUAGAUAUAUACAUAUACAUGAGACAUAACUGGUAGCCCAAACUCAAAACAUGUUCUGCAUGUUUUCCUAGUCAGUUUUUUCAGUCCUCUUGCCGACAGAAAAGCAGUGGAAGACAAUGCUCAAUUAAAGUUUACAAGAACUUACUAUUAAAAAGGCUUUUUAAUAACCUGAGAUCAGGCUCUAUUUUUGUUUCACUUUGUAAAUAACAUUCUGGCAGGCACGCCGAAACGAAACGGGAAAUUUUAGCGGGACUACGUAAGAGAGAAUAUAUGAGAACUGCUAAAAUUGAGCGUGAUCUCAGGUUAGCUUUUUAAUAAACCCUUUAAUAAAUUUAUGCCACUCUUCUUUUAGGAAUUGUCAUCCUUUCCUAGUACAGCCUCUACAUCACAGAAAGACCAUGAAAGCAAUUCAGAAUCCACUUCCUCCAAGAUAUUAAGAGUAACUCUGUUAAGCAGUGAAUGGAGAUCAACAAAAGGAGGCUUGUCAACCAUCAACCGAGAGCUGGCCAUUCAGUUGGCAAAACAUCCCAGCGUGAAGGUCAGUGUUUAUCUCCCUCAGUGUAGUGAAGAGGAUAAACAAGUUGCCAGAGAUCACAAUGUCCGCCUUAUUAAAGCAAGAGAAAUGCCAGGUCUAGAACCCAAUUUCUGGUUGUCUUGUCUGCCAGAAGACCAUGCUGUGGACUGUGUGAUAGGACAUGGGGCUGUUCUUGGUCGGCAAGUACAGUUUAUCAAGCGAACUCAUCCUUUCUGCAAGUGGAUUCAGGUUGUUCAUACCGCUCCAGAAGAACUUGGAAUGUAUAAAGAAUAUGAAGAACGCAUUUCCAAAGGUGAGAAGAAGCACCAAGUGGAGAUUGAACUCUGUAAACUGGCUGAUCAAGUUGUAGCAGUUGGACCCAAGCUGGCUGAAGCUUUUUCAGGUUAUCUACGUCCCUUUGGAAAGGAUCAAGAUGUUCUCAAUCUUACCCCAGGCAUUUUCUCUGAGUUUGCUGAUGUAAAGCAAGCCUCUCAAGAAAUAAGUUCAUUCAGUGUUUUAGUGUUUGGACGUGGCGACAGUGAAGAUUUUCAGCUGAAAGGGUAUGAUAUCGCUGCCCAAGCCAUUUCUGAGUUGAAUGACAUGACCUACAAACUUGUGUUUGUCGGAGCAACAAGCGGAGAAGAAGAGAAAGUAGCCGACCUGCUUCUCAAGCAAGGCAUUGAUCGCAGUCAACUCAGGGUGCGUCGUUUUAAUGAAAGCAGAGAGAAGCUAGCCCAGUUGUUUUGCGAGGUAGAUCUUGCUAUAAUGCCAUCACGAACUGAGGGCUUCGGUCUAGCUGCCCUUGAGGCUUUAUCAGCUGGUCUGCCUGUGCUGGUCAGUGGGAACUCUGGUCUUGGCGAGGCUUUCAAGAAAGUUUCGUUUGGUUCAAACAGUGUUGUGGAGUCGGAAAAUCCUAAAGAUUGGGCCAAUGCAAUCAAAGCUGUUCGUCAAAAAGACAGAGAGAUGCGACUUGACGAGUGUAAAACCCUCCGUAAAAAAUACGCUAAAAAGCACAACUGGCGAGAUGACUGUAAUAGACUUGUGGAACAAAUGUUAACCAUUUCUGGAGGUACUUUCUGU